AUUCUUCGAAUUCACGAUCUUAAAGUCAUAUGAUUCACAGCAAAUAUAGGUACAAAUAUCUCGAUUCGUAUUUCCCAAUUGAGUUUGGAGCGAUAUCUGAAGUGAAGAUUGAAGACGUGAUAGAAGAUGGACGACUACUGCUAUGCUAAGAUGGUGACGUCAUGUCAAAGAGAACAUUCCAGCAAAUCACCAACGGAGAUAAAGACGGAAGAUGAAGACGUCCAGCAGCUGAUCGGUAAUCCAGAAGAAGUUUCCCCUCAGUCAGGGGGGAGCUCCACUUUGAAGCAGGAGACUCCACAACCACCCUGCAUUAAAAAGGAAGAGGAGGAACUCUGCAUCACUCAGGAGGGAGAGUGUCUUCUAGGACGAGAGGAAGCUGAUUACACCAAGUUUCCACUGACUGUUGUCUCUGUGAAGACUGAAGAUGAUGAAGAGAAACCACAAGUAGACAACCUCUUAGCUCCACUAUCAGAUAGUGAGGCUGAAGACGAGGUUGAAGAACCUUUGAGCAGCGAUACAGACUGUGAAGGUGAUAUGAGGACUCACACUGACAACAAACACUCUGAAUGCUCUUCAAAGAAGAGAGGUAAACAAUACUUGAGCUGCUCAGUUCGUGCUGAAAGUUUUAUUAAAAAUAGCCAUUCGAUUGAACACAUGAGAACACACACAGGAGAAAAAACAUUUAAUUGUUCAGUUUGUGGCGUAAGUUUUUCUCGAAAUAGCCAUUUGACUCAACACAUGAUAACACACACAGGAGAAAAAACAUUUAUUUGUUCGGUCUGUGGCAAAGGCUUUUCUCGAAAUAGCCAUUUGACUCAACACAUGAUAACACACACUGAAGAAAAAACAUUUAAGUGUUCAAUUUGUGGCAACAGCUUUUCUCGAAAUAGCUCUUUGACUCAACACAUGAUAACACACACACAAGAAAAAACAUGUAAUUGUUCAGUUUGUGGCAAAAGAUUUUCUCGAAAUAGCUAUUUGACUAAACACAUGAGAACACACACAGGUGAAAAAACAUUUCAUUGUUCAGUUUGUAGCAACAGCUUUUCUCGAAAUAGCUUUUUGACUAAACACAUGAAAACACACACAGGUGAAAAACCAUUUGAUUGUUCAUUUUGUGGCAAAAGCUUUUCUCGAAAUAGCUAUUUGACUAAACACAUUAGAACACACACAGGUGAAAAACCAUAUAAGUGUUCAGUUUGUGGCAAAAGCUUUUGUCGAAAUAGCCUUUUGACUGUACACAUGAGAACACACACAGGAGAAACCCCAUUUUGUUGUUCAGUUUGUGGCAAAAGCUGUUCUUUUAGGAGCACUUUGAUUGAACACAUGGGAAUACAUACAGGUGAAAAACCAUUUAGUUGUUCAGUUUGUGGCAAAUGCUUUUCUGUUAAGAGAAAAUUGACUUACCACAUGAAAACACACGCUGUAGGGAAAAACCAUUUAGUUGUUCAGUGUUCUGUAAAAGGUUCCCACUUAAUACAGACGCAGUAAAACACAAGAACACACAAGGGAAAAUAAGCAAUUAGCUGUUUAGUUUGUGGUAUGUUGCUCAUAUGUGGCGACAUCCACCCUACCCAGGACCUCCUCACUGCUUCUUUCACAAAUAUCUGACGUAUUCAUGCAAACUUGGAUUAUUUGGAGCAUUAUCUUAUCUACUACUGACCCAGUGUCUUCUCUGUAUCUGAAACCUUCCUGAACAGUAAGAUAGAUGAUGCUUCAAGUGCUUGGUUACUCCUUCUUCAGUCCAGGGACCUGGGGCCUCAUGUGUCAAGUUUGUGCACGCUCAAAAACCUGCACUACACCCUUUUUCACGGCAAAGUUGAGAUGUAUCAAAACUGACGUUGACACAUAAGUGAUGCUGGGUAACUGUUUGCAUAAACAACUGCCAACUUUUACUCCUCAGGCUGAUUGAUGUGCAAAUCAGAGACAUAUGAACAAUUAACCCCCAACACCCACAACCCAACCCCCACCUCCCUCGACAUUCGGGCAUAACAGGUUCAAUCCGGCCCGCGAGAUGAGUUUGUGAAGUGUAAAAUUCAGCUGCACUUUUUUUAAUGAAAGAAACUGCUGUUCUAAAUGUGUCAGAUGGAUGGCGAGCAAAUAAGUUAUACUGGGGUGAGCAAGUAUACCAAGCAAGAGGUACACGGUAAAGCGGGGCUGUGACUCCUCCCCCUCCAGCCAACGUAAAAGAGGAGUAAAAUAAUCAAUCAGUAACCCCACUUCAAAUGCAGCAUGAGACACUGCACACUGAUAUAGUUCUGUGAAAAUGAUUGUCUUCUGUGCAAAUGUAAAGAAAGUGAACAGUGUGUGAUUUACUGCAAUACUGUCACUCUUUCUACUUUUUAUUUGUGCUUUGUUGAAAUUGUUCACACAUUGCACUGCUUUUAUUUUUCUGUCAAUACACAUUAUGUCUAGAAGACAGGAAGUAACUCAACACUCUUGAAUAGUUUCUACCUCAGUGUGUAUGGUUUGUUGAGUUAGCACAGGAUUAAUAUGUGGAAAUGACAAAUGAGGUAGUUGAUACAAAGAAUAGUUUUUAUUCAUGCUUUAUUUUGUUUUCAUUCAACCCAAGAUGGGUUGUGACUUAACGCUCUAUAGCCCGCAGACUUUUUUUGGGCUUUGGGAAUCACUAACAAGCCGGAGUCCUUUGAACGCAGAUUUCUUGCCGGGACAUAUGGUACAAUACAAUCGGCAAGAUAGGAGGGGGUCCGGUCCGAUCCGGUGGCCAUGUACUGCUUGCCUGUGUAUCGGCUGGGGACAUCUCUGCGCUGCUGAUCCGCCUCCGCUUGGGAUGGUUUCCUGCUGGCUCCGCUGUGAACGGGACUCUCGCUGCUGUGUUGGAUCCGCUUUGGACUGGACUCUCGCGACUGUGUUGGAUCCAUUAUGGAUUGAACUUUCACAGUAUCAUGUUGGACCCGCUCGACAUCCAUUGCUUUCCUCCUCUCCAAGGUUCUCAUAGUCAUCAUUGUCACCGACGUCCCACUGGGUGUGAGUUUUCCUUGCCCUUAUGUGGGCCUACCGAGGAUGUGGUAGUGGUUUGUGCAGCCCUUUGAGACACUAGUGAUUUAGGGCUAUAUAAGUAAACAUUGAUUGAUUGCUUUGUAGAAACCCUGAGAUUAAGUCUAAGUUCAUUGUGUUCUUCAUGGUGUUUUUGAAACGGCACCAUUUUUUUCCUCUACAUGUUCAACUAACUUGAAGUGUUUUGUCACGAUGAUUAUUUGUGUUAAGUACAUUUUCAGAAUGAACUUGUUCUAUUUUGGACCAAAGUAUAAUAAAGAAUACAAUCUGAA
Molecule: messenger RNA, 3290 nt
Organism: Nerophis ophidion (straightnose pipefish)
Lineage: Eukaryota; Metazoa; Chordata; Actinopteri; Syngnathiformes; Syngnathidae
Product: zinc finger protein OZF-like
Exons: 2
Coding region: 127-1491 (454 amino acids)
Biological process (GO): regulation of transcription by RNA polymerase II
Molecular function (GO): DNA-binding transcription factor activity; RNA polymerase II cis-regulatory region sequence-specific DNA binding
Source: RefSeq, a predicted model, not a curated record